Penicillium macrosclerotiorum is the source of this 210-nucleotide messenger RNA. RefSeq lists its product as uncharacterized. Bases 1 to 210 code for a protein of 69 amino acids. The transcript has a single exon. NCBI's taxonomy places the organism in Eukaryota, Fungi, Ascomycota, Eurotiomycetes, Eurotiales, Aspergillaceae. The record is from RefSeq and is a predicted model, not a curated record.
AUGUCCUUUUCAAAGCAUAAGAAGCCAAUGAUCGACCUCAUGCGGGCCAUUCCAGCCCUUCCAGCCUCAGCUCAACCUCGGAAAUGGCUUCGGGGCACCGUUGGAGUCGAGGUACCGGACUCCAUCUCAAGCACCGUCCGCCAUGCUAGGGAUCGUAUCCAGUCCUUGGCGAUUACCGACAAUAGCAUCGACACCGCGAAUCCCUCGUGA